This is a messenger RNA of Volvox carteri f. nagariensis, 2118 nucleotides long. RefSeq lists its product as uncharacterized. The record is from RefSeq and is a predicted model, not a curated record. The transcript is spliced from 16 exons. Lineage: Eukaryota; Viridiplantae; Chlorophyta; Chlorophyceae; Chlamydomonadales; Volvocaceae. Gene Ontology annotation, molecular function: starch binding; alpha-1,4-glucan glucosyltransferase (UDP-glucose donor) activity. The annotation marks the transcript as partial.
GUCCGCAUCUACUACAACCGUGCUCGCGGUCCGCUGCCCCCCACCCGCCGGCUCCAGGUCAAGGCAGGGUUUAAUAAGUGGGAGGAGAUUGUGCAAUUCGACAUGGAGCCAGGACAGGGCCUGCCGUGGUACGGCGCCUGGGUGGACGUGCCGUACAGCGCGGCCGUACUAAACUAUGUGUUUUCCGACCGCGAUCAGCGCAACUGGGACAACAACGGCACGCGGGACUACCACACAUUGGUGGCGGGUGAGGAGAAAGGGAGACAUGUGUUUUUAGCUCAGGGGCUGGUGGAGAUGCUGCACGCGGCCAUGAAGAGGGACUCCGCGGACAGCGACAAGGAGGUGGAGGACCGGGCGGCGCUGAGGGCGGUGCGGAAGGUGGAGGCAAAGGGUCUCACCAUGCGCAAGCGGCGGGAGGUGCUCCACGAGUUCCUAUACACCGUGCCGCUGUCCCCGCGCGCGGGUCAGACCGUGGAUGUGUUUUACCGGCCCGAGGCGACCAUGCUGCGGGGCCGCCCGGAGAUCUGGCUGCGGGCUGCCUGGAACCGGCUGGGGGCGGCCGCGUGUAACGCCGCGGGCGGGCCGCUGCGGCCCCUGACGGCCCGGUUGGAUCCGUGUCUGCCCGGGGGCUUGGGCUUCUAUAAGGCCACCGUGCAGGUCCCCGCUGAGGCCUGGGGUAUGGAUCUGUCCUUCAGCGACACGGACUCCACCAGCGGGGGCUUCGUGGACGAUAACGGGGGACUGGAUUACCACGUCCCCGUGGAGGGCGCAGUUACUCCGCGUCGUUCCCUGAGUAUCGUACACGUGGCUGUGGAGAUGGCGCCCAUUGCCAAGGUUGGCGGUAUGGGUGACGUGGUUACGGCACUUGGACGAGCAGUUCAGGAGCAGGGCCACGACGUGUCGGUCAUCGUUCCAAAGUACGACUGCAUCAACUACAACUUGGUGGACAACCUGGUUCAGGAGAGCGGCUUCAGCUGGGGGGGUACCUUCGUCCGCGUGUGGAAGGGCGCCGUGGAGGGUCUGACCACCACCUUCUUGGAGCCCGAGAACGGCAUGUUCUGGGUGGGAUGCAUAUACGGACGAAACAACGACGCACAAAGGUUCGGGUUCUUCUGCGGCGCCGCGCUGCAGUACCUCAAGAACACGGGCCGCCAGUACGACAUCCUGCACUGCCACGACUGGCAAUCUGCGCCCAUCGCCUGGGGCGACCGGGGCGCCGCGAAGGCCGUAUUCACCAUACACAACCUGUCGUACGGAGCUGACCUCAUCGGCCGAGCUAUGCAGGCCUGCAAUGUGGCGACCACCGUAUCACCCACGUACGCGCGAGAGAUUGCGGGCCACCCGUCCGUGGCUUCGCACCUGAACAAAUUGUACGGCGUCCUAAACGGCAUCGACCAGGACAUCUGGGACCCCUCCGAGGACCCCUGCCUGCCCAUGCACUUCUCCGCUGAGAAUGUGGCGGCCGGCAAGGAGGCGGCGAGGAGGCUGCUGAGGCAGCGACUCAACCUGGCCCAGGCGGAUGUGCCCGUGGUGGGCUGCGUCACCCGACUGGUGGCGCAAAAGGGUAUUCACCUGAUCAAGCACGCCGCCUGGCGUACGUUGGAGCGUGGAGGGCAGUUUGUGUUGCUGGGGUCAGCACCGGACGGCCGCGUGCAGGGUGAGUUCAACCAGCUCCGAGAGCAGCUGGCCCAAGCCUACCCCGACCGAGCUGCAUUGGUGUUCACGUACGACGAGCCGCUGAGUCACCUCAUCUACGCGGGAUCCGAUCUGUUCCUGGUGCCGUCCAUGUUCGAGCCGUGCGGCCUCACGCAGAUGAUUGCCAUGCGGUACGGCACCAUCCCCGUUGUACGGAAGACAGGUGGCCUAGUGGAUACUGUGUACGACAUGGACCACGACGAGGACCGUGCCCGUGCCAAAGGCAUGGAGACCAACGGCUUCAGUUUCGAAGGCACCGACUUCGCGGGUAUGGACUACGCACUGAACCGCGCUUUGUCCUGCUGGUACUCGGACAAGCCGCUGUGGCACAGCCUGCGCCGGCGGGCGAUGCAGCAGGACUGGAGCUGGAAUAGCCCCGCACUGGACUACCUAGAGCUGUACUACAAGGCGCUUAAGUCGUAA